UGUACCACACUGUGGCGAUCUGCUGCUGUCUGUACGCGACGCGACGCUGAGUUCAGUAUGGCGAAUUUAGAGUCAUUUGUCGUUAAUUUGUUGUAGCAGUUGGAGGCCUAGUUUGUAACUUCAGCAGAGAUAUCACAAAGAUAAAUGUGCAACUCCAGUAACUCGGUUGAUUGAUGUUUGCAUGUGUUCAAGAUGCCCCUGCCAGUGCAGUCUACCACCCAGUCAACAGAUGCUGUCACAACGAUUAAUAAGUACAGACAAUAUGUAACAAUACUAGCAGAUCCGUCAAGCCAUACGGCUGAAGCCAGGUUAAAGGCGGCUCAGGAGAUUAGUGAGAAUUUUGAAGUCAUUAUAUCCUCCCCUCAUUACCCAACAUUCCUGGAAACGGCCAUCCCACGAUUCGUCAGGGUACUGAAGGAUGAGAGCCCGGUGUUUAUUGCUGAGUCACAAAUACAGCAACUCAGAAAACUUCUUCUGGAAAUCAUCCAUCGAAUUCCUACAAAUGAUCACCUGCGAGUCUAUGUCCCUCAGGUUUUGGAGCUCAUGUUUUUUUUACUUGACCGUGAAAAUGAGGAGAACGUUUUAGUGUGCUUGCGUGUUAUUAUUGAACUUCAUAAACAAUUUAGACCUCAUAUGGCACCAGAGAAAACAUUAGAAGGAUUGCCAAUCUCCCCAACUCCUGAUGCUCUGAACAUUCAAUUGUACGUUGAGAGACCCGGCUUUGCCACUCAAGUAGUCAUCACAAUCAACCAAUCAGAUGGCUCCAAGGUUCAGCAAACAAUACUGCCACGGGGUAUAAACUCCUUGAAAGUAUUGGCAGAAUAUCCCAUCAUUGUAGUGCUUAUGUAUCAGCUUUAUAAACAAACUGUACACAGUGUUGUUGCAGAGUUCAUUCCCCUGAUCAUGAACACCAUAGUCCUACAACCAAGUCAACAAGCAAGAUCUUCGGCCCAUUUCAACAAGGAAAUGUAUGUUGAUUUUGUCGCAGCCCAAAUCAAGACACUAUCAUUCCUAGCCUACAUUAUCAAGAUAUACCAAGAAUUGGUGAAUUCUUGUGCUCCGCAAAUGGUGAAAGGAAUCCUGGGAUUGUUUCAACAUUGCCCGAGUGAGGUUGCCCAUUUAAGGAAAGAGCUUCUGAUAGCAGUGCGGCACAUUCUGGCAACCGAUCUUCGUAACAGAUUUGUCCCUUCAAUUGAUAAAUUGUUUGAAGAGAGUGUGUUGGUUGGAAGUGGAUGGACUAGCAAAGAGUCUCUCCGGCCUCUUGCUUAUAGCACUUUGGCGGAUCUCGUACAUCAUGUCCGUCAGCAUCUUCCACUGCAACACCUAUCCCUAGCUGUGCAUCUGUUCUCCAAGAAUGUUCACGAUGAGUCACUGCCGUGUAGUAUACAGACAAUGUCCUGUAAGCUACUCUUAAACCUAGUGGAUUGUAUCCGGACCAAGUCCGAACAAGAACACGGCAAUGGAAGAGAAAUCUUGAUGAGGAUGUUGGAAGUAUUUGUGCUCAAAUUUCACACCAUUGCCAAAAAUCAACUACCUCCUAUUUUUAAGAAAGUAAGAAGUCAGGCAAACAGUUCCAGUACGACAGAAAAAACUGUUAACUUAUCGUUAGGGGUGACAUCUACUCAAGGAACCUCAUCAGAAUCAAACUCAACCACUGUUGUUGUGCCGUCAACUCCCUCUUCGACUGCUCCUCCCACUCCGGGACUACCUCAGUCAAACCUCUUCCAGUCUACAUCAGGUGGUAAUGGUGCAACCACUCCAGGUGUAACUGUCCCAGGUACGCCGUUGCUUGGAAGCGAUAAAGAUAAAGAUAAGGAAAUCAAAGAGGAGGUGAAACCAAAGACAUACUUACCAACAAAUUCAGCACAACACAACAACUACACUGUGACAGACUGUCGCAAUCUAGUGAAGACGGUCAUCUGUGGGGUCAAGACAAUCACAUGGGGUGUCAGCUCUUGCAAAUCUGGAGGAGCUGAAACCAGUUUUGCAGCUCAAAAUAAACAAUUCCACCCAAAAGAAACAGCAGUGUUUGUCAAGUUGGUGAAAUAUGCACUACAGGCACUUGAUAUAUAUCAGAUUCAAGUGUCAGCUACAGGUCAGCUAGGAGUGAGGCCAGCUAACACACAAAGUGUGCGCUUAAAAGAAGAAAAGGAAGUCCUUGAACACUUCGCUGGGGUGUUCACCAUGAUGCAUCCAUUAACAUUCAAGGAAAUCUACACUACUACCAUCGACUUUGUUGUAGAACGUAUCCAUCAGAACUUCCCGCUUCAGAUUGUUGCCAAUGCGUUUCUUGCAAAUCCGACCACGUCUGCAACAUUUGCGACGAUUCUAGUGGAGUAUCUGCUGAAUAGAUUAGAGGAAAUGGGCACUAACUUGGAACGCUCCAACUUGUACUUGAAACUGUUCAAGCUUGUCUUUGGCUCAGUCUCUCUAUUUGCUGCUGAAAAUGAGCAGAUGCUGAAGCCGCACCUUCAUAAAAUAGUCAACCGUUCCAUGGAACUUGCAACAACAGCCAAAGAGCCAUACAACUACUUUCUGCUUUUGAGGGCGCUGUUUAGGUCAAUAGGUGGCGGUAGUCAUGAUCAACUUUAUCAGGAAUUCCUUCCUCUUCUACCAAACCUCCUACAAGGUUUGAACCAACUUCAAAGUGGUCUACACAAACAGCACAUGAAAGAUCUAUUUGUUGAACUUUGCCUUACUGUGCCAGUCCGUUUGAGUUCCCUGCUGCCGUAUCUUCCCAUGUUAAUGGACCCUCUAGUGUCAGCUUUAAAUGGAUCCCAGACACUUGUUAGCCAGGGUCUACGUACAUUGGAGCUGUGUGUUGACAAUCUUCAACCUGACUUUUUAUAUGAACAUAUUCAGCCUGUAAGAGCUGAACUGAUGCAGGCGAUAUGGCGAACCCUUAGAAAUCGCAAUGACAGCAUUGCUCAGGUUGCAUUCAGAGUGCUUGGGAAAUUUGGUGGAGGCAAUCGAAAGAUGUUGAAAGAACCACAGAAGCUGAAUUACAGGAGUGAGGACACGGAUGGGCCCUGCAUUGUCAUUUAUUUUCAGGAUCACAAGAUACCAAUUUAUCUUAAGGUUUCCAAGAUCAUUGAAUCAGCUCUGGAUGCGUUAAAGUCACCAUCUACUGAUGCCUUCUACCGUAAACAAGCCUGGGAGGUUGUCCGACAUUUUCUUGUCUCUAUGAUAAUGUUGGACGAUAAUAGACAAAUGGUUCAACAGUUGCUUUCGCAUUCAGCGUUCACACGAGGCGAGAUCCCAAGGUCCAGCCAGCCGAUGUACAAGUGUUCUGAUACAUUAUCAAGGAAGGCGUGUGAACAGGCAUUGACUGCUAUGAUAGUUGCCUCUACAAUCAAAGAUCUCCGUACAAGUGCUCUACCUUUCAUGGUCAACCUUGUGUGCCAUUUCACUUUUGUGUCCAUCACGCAGCAGGCUGGACCAUUGCCGAUAUCCAACCGCUACAAAGUCCAGAAGGGGAUGGAUCCCCAUGUUAUCAUCGAUGCGAUUGCAACUUGCAUGGCACACACAGAGAAAGAACUUUGCAAAACAAGUCAAGUUGCUUUGACCUUCAUGAUUGACACUGCAACUAGCGUGCUGGGGUCAAAAGAGAGGGCCUGCAGCUUACCAAUCUUUGAUUACUUGGUGGAGAAGAUGUGUGGAUGCUGUUACGAAAGAGCUUGGUAUGCAAAACUUGGGGGCUGCAUAGCAAUCAAAUUUAUGAUGGAAAAGAUGUCCACCAUAUGGGUUUUCAACCACCUCUACCAGUUUCUGAAAGCCAUUUUCUUUGUAAUGAUGGACCUAACCAAAGAGGUAUCAAGUGGAGCUCUUGACCAUGCUAAGACUGACCUUGAAGCCCUGUUACAAAUCUGUGCUUCGGACCUUUCAGAAGAAGACGCGAAAGAUCCAAACACAGUGGAAGCAAAGAAGAAGGCUUUCCGUGAUGUCACAAAGGAGCUUGUACGAGAAGCAACUUCGCCUAAUCAGACAGUGCGAGAGCAGGCCAUGAAUUCAUUGAGGCAGAUAGCAGUGAUAACUGGUAAAAGUGUGACAGACAUCAUGGAUCCUCAUAAAGAAGUUCUGGCUGACAUGAUUCCUCCGAAGAAGCACCUGCUACGACAUCAACCGGCCAAUGCCCAGAUGGGUCUGAUGGAUGGUAACACCUUCUGUACAACAUUACAACCGAGACUCUUCACUAUUAACUUGGAAAUAAUGGAACACAAAGUCUUUUUUACUGAGUUGAUGAAUCUUUGUGAAGCUGAAGAUGCCGUUCUUAGCAAGUUGCCAUGCUACAAGUCUGUAACGUCCUUGAUUCCAUUGAGAAUCGGUGCUCUGAAGGCCCUAGCUGCAUGUUUCUACAUACCCCAAGUCCGUGAGAAGAUCUUCAAUACAUUGUAUAAAGCCUUAAAUUCCUCAAAUCCAGAAUUGCAAGAAGCUGGAACUGAGUGUAUGAAGAAGUUUAUUGCUGGACAUCCGGUUGACAUGGAGUUGGUGCGUUCCAAUGUGCGCCCUCUAUUGUCCUUAAUGGGUGAUCAUCGAAGUUUGAACCUGAACGUUAUAAAACGUUUACAUAGCCUCACUCAACUCUUCCCUAAUGCAUUCAACGAAAAGCUAUGUGAGCAGUUGUUGGCACACCUAAAAAAAUGGCUGGAAGUUUCAAUCAUUGCCAUGAAAGGUGGGAAUACACGAACAAAUGCACAGAGCAUCAAGAUUUGCUCAGCCAUAUUGAAUAUGUUCCAUACAACAGCAGCAGCAUCACUGAAACUACUGGAGCCGCUUGUGAUAUUAACAAUCAGAGCAGAGAAAGUUCUCAUGAUGGAGAUUGGAAGUCCCCUACGUAAACCAUUGAUCAAAUACCUUGUGAGAUAUCCACAGCAGACUGUUGACUUCUUUCUACAUGAAAACAACCUCAAGGAACAGCAGUACAACAAACUAUUUGCACACAUGUUGAAGCAAGGAGAGGCUGUAGAGUUGCGUAAGGUUGUUCAAAGUAACCAAGCCAAGUUGGUUAAUUUAGCUUUUGCCAAGACUCAGCCAACUGCACGGCCAAACAGUCCAAAUAGUUUGACCCGACUGGAGCUGCAGUACCAAACCAUACUUAUCAUCAGUAUUCUGGUCAAAUACAGUCCUGAUUGGCUGCCUAAGCAGCCAGUCUUAGCCAAUCAUCUGAAGCGAAUCUGGACAUCCGAUCAAUUCCAAGAGCGCCAUCGUGUGGACAAUGUAGGAGUUAUUCACUGGAAUGAACCUAAACUCUUGGUCAAGUGCCUACUCAAUUACAUAGAGCAUCAUGCAGAGGAUAUUGAACUGUUGUUUCAACUUCUCCGUGUCUUCACAAAUCGCUACCUUCCAAACUUUGUCUUCUUCAGGAACUUUCUUGAGGAUAAGGUUGCGCAGGGUUAUUCUGUAAAUCAGAAACGCCAAGUUUUCUUGAAGUUUGUUGAGCUGUUCCAUGACCAAAACUUCCCUCAGAUAUUGAAGGGGAAAGCUCUCCAGUUUAUCAUCAUUCCGAUGUUUGCAGCUUCAUUUGACAAGAAAGAAGGAGAAGAGCUGAUUGGUGGGCCUCCUAACCCAAGUGGUAGCAACCCGAAUAAUCUGGUCAACAUCUUUAUUGAGAAGGUUAUUGAUCCCGACAAUCCUUAUGGAACGUCUGAUUCCACACGGAUCUUGCUACUUCAGUUUGCUGCAUUGCUAGUUGAACAUGCUGCACCUCAUAUACAUGAUGCUGCUGAUCGGAAACAAGGAAGUAAACUGCGUCGUUUAAUGACGUUUGCAUGGCCGUGUUUAAUCCACAAGAACUGUGUAGAUCCUGCAACUAAGUACCAUGGCCACCUACUUCUAUCUCAUAUCAUUGCCAAGUUUGCCAUCCACAAACGAAUUGUUCUCCAGGUGUUUCACAGUCUAUUGAAGGCCCAUGCUCCAGAGGCUCGCUCCGUAGUACGUCAAGCUCUGGAGAUUCUGACCCCGGCUCUACCGACUAGGAUGGAAGAGGGCAACACUAUGUUGACCCACUGGACCAAGAAGAUCAUUGUAGAGGAGGGACACACAGUAGCUCAGCUUGUUCAUAUGCUCCAACUGCUUGUGAAGCAUUUCAAAGUAUAUUACCCUGUUCGACAUCAUCUCAUUCAAAAUAUGGUGAACUCAGUUCAAAGGUUAGGGUUCACUCCCAAUGCUACUUUAGAGCAUCGUAAGCUAGCAGUUGACCUUGCAGAGGUCAUCAUCAAAUGGGAAGUGAGACGGAUCAAAGAACAUGAUACCAAUACAGAGACUAUGCCUGUAGCAGCAGAAACUGGAACACCUGCAGGAGCUGCAGCAUCAACAUCAGCAACUGCAGUAGCAGGAGCAGGGGCCUUGAAAAGACCAGCAUCGCUAGAUUCCGCCCCAGAUCCUAAACGUGUCCGGAAUGCAUCAGGAACAGUAACAAAGACCAGUAUCUCCGUAGAGUCUAGCAAAGCCAUUGACAAGCACUACUCUGAUGCUGUUGUGAACUUCCUGUUGCGAAUAGCGUGUCAGGUCAACGAGGCUUCCUCUGCAGCAGCAGGUCAGUCAGGAGAGCAGCUGUCACGUCGUUGCAUCAUGUUCCUGAAGACGGCUCUGAGGCCAGACGUCUGGCCGAAGUCAGAGUUGAAAUUGAAUUUUAUGGAAAAACUCUUCCUCUCAGUGGAACAGAGCACUUCAGUGAAUUAUGGGAAUGUUUGUGCUGGCCUUGAAAUCCUCAGCUUUCUCUUGAGUGUCAUGAAAAAGCCAAUGAUUUUAUCAAGUUUUAAGCCACUGCAAAGAGGUAUUGCUGCAUGUUUGACCUGCUCAAAUUCAAAGGUCAUACGUGCAGUUCACACUCUACUUACAAAGCUUAUGAGUCUCUUCCCGACAGAAUCAAGCACAUCAACGGUAGCUUCUAAACACGAAGAGCUUGAAUGCUUGUAUGCCAGUGUUGGCAAAGUGAUCUAUGAAGGCCUCAAUAGCUAUGAGAAGGCUGCAACCGGCACUCCAACGUCUAGCCUCUUUGGCACUUUAAUGAUCCUGAAAGCCGCUUGUACGAACAACGUGAGCUACAUCGAUCGACUUAUAUCUGUUUUUAUGAGGGCACUCACCAAGAUGACGAGAGAACACCUCUCUCCAUCAGCAGCUGGGGAUGGCAUACCAGUUGCAUCAGAGCUGCUGGUGAUUAGUCUAGACCUUGUUAAGAACCGUGUGGGCGUAAUGAGUAACGACAUGAAACGUAACUUCAUUCAGAUAAUUUUGUCACAGCUCAUUGAAAAGUCCUCCGAACCUAAAGUACUGAAAACCAUUGUCAAAAUGGUAGAGGAUUGGAUUAAGAUUAAGACUCAAAUUAUGAUGAAUCAAUCGCCAGCAUUGAGGGACAAGUCAAUCCUUCUUGUGAAACUUAUGCAAUAUGUUGAGAGCCGGUUCCCUGAUGAGCUGGAACUACAUGCUCAGUUUCUUGACCUUGUCAACUUUGUUUACAGAGAUGAAAGUCUUGCAGCUAGUGAGCUUACAGCAAAACUUGAGCCAGCAUUCUUGUCGGGAUUGCGAUGUAAACAGCCUCACAUUCGUGCCAAGUUCUUCUCUGUGUUUAAUCACAGUAUUAAGAAGCGGCUGUUUGAUAGGUUGCUCUACAUUACAGCGUCACAGAAUUGGGAAUCUAUGCAAAGUCACUAUUGGCUGAAGAAAUGUAUAGAACUUAUUAUGGCAGUGACAGUGAGUGGUCUGUCCAUCACAACUGUUAACUCCUCCCAACUACCUGCAAUCACCUCUGUGAUUGGCUUAGCUGACUCGCAUGACAAAACGGCUUUCACACUUGCUCUACAAAUGAAAGAGGAACCGAUGGAUGUUGAAUCUGUAGAGGAUAUUGAUGUGGACGUUGAAUUGAAUCAACCUGAUGGCUCGUCGUUUAAGAAGUCAUCUGACAACAAGCAGACCUUAAGCCAGCUGAUUACUAGACAAAUGAAAUUCCUUGAGCAGCUCAGAGAAUUUAAGACUUUUAAUUUCCUGACGGCUCUUUCCAACUUAUGCCACAAUAGCACAAAUUUAAGUCAUUCUGUGUGGAUUGACAUGUUUCCAAAACUCUGGAAGAUUUUAAGUGAAAAACAACAAACACUUCUGUCUCAGGAGAUUGGACCCUUCCUCUGUAGUGGUAGUCACCAUCAUCAGAAGGACUGUAAUCCUAGUACUAUCAACACCAUGUUGGAAGCUGUCGCUCAGUGUGUUCCAACAAUUUCCAUCAGGCCAUGUGUUCUAAAGUAUUUGUCCAAAACACAUAAUCUCUGGCAUCGGUCUGUGCUCAUCCUUGAACAACAGGCCAUUGAGAGUGGAUUCAACAUGCAGCAUAAACCACGCAACAUUAACGUAGGAAGCGUCUAUGAUUUCUUUGAGCCUGACAACACAGCUAGUCUUCAGCAGGAAACACUUGAUUCGCUUGCUGGGAUUUAUGAACUGUUAGAAGAGGAAGAUAUGUGGGCAGGGCUGUGGCAGAAGCGGUGCAAGUUCCCGGACACAGCAACAGGAAUAGCGUAUGAGCAGCAAGGGUUUUAUGAACAAGCACAGCAGGCCUAUGAAUCUGCAAUGAUGAAAGCUCGUUCUGAUCAUAAUUCUGGAUCACAGUCACCAUCCGUUUUCCCGGAGUAUCGUCUGUGGGAAGAGCACUGGAUAAAGUGUUCAAAGGAAUUGGGCCAAUGGGACCUUUUGAUGGACUAUGGCAACUCCAAAGUACAGUCGAACCCACACCUUGUGCUUGAGAGUGCAUGGAGAGUACCCAACUGGGGUGCCAUGAAAGAGUCAUUAGCCAAGGUUGAGUUAAGCUGCCCACGUGAAAUGAAUUGGAAAGUGAAUUUGUAUCGAGGAUACAUCGCCAUUUGCCAUCCUGAUGAGAGGAAUCUGAACCUUAUUGAACGCCUAGUUGAGAUGUCAAGCAGUCAGGCUAUAAAGGAAUGGCGUCGCCUGCCAAGCUACGUCACCCAGGCUCACACACCCAUUUUGCAGGCAGCGCACAGGAUCAUGGAGCUUCAAGAGGCAGCUCAGAUCCAUCAAGGCCUGCAGCCUAGUAACAUUGGACGUAACCAAAGCAUCCAUGAUAUGAAAGCUAUUGUGAAAACAUGGAGGAAUCGUCUACCAAUGGUGUCAGACGACCUGUCUCACUGGAGUGACAUCUUUAUGUGGAGACAACAUCACUACCAGGCCAUUGUGUCAGCGUAUGAUAACCAAGCCACUAGUGACCCUCAACAUUCAAGCCAUGCAAUGCUUGGUGUGCAUGCAUCAGCCCAAUCUAUUAUCAACUAUGGAAAGGUUGCCAGGAAACACUCACUUAUUGGUCCAGCUCUGGAUUCUCUUAGCAGAAUUCACACUAUUCCGAGUGUGCCAAUAAUAGACUGCUUCCAGAAGAUUCGGCAACAAGUGAAAUGCUACCUGCAGAUGGCAGGAACUAUGGGUAAACAAGAGCUGCAGGAGGGACUGGAGGUGAUUGAAUCUACAAAUCUGAAAUACUUCAACAAAGAAAUGACAGCAGAGUUCUACGCACUCAAGGGCAUGUUCUUAGCUCAAGUUGGCAGGUCGGAUGAGGCAAACAAAGCUUUCUCGGCUGCAGUCCAAAUGCAUGACACGUUAGUAAAAGCUUGGGCACUCUGGGGUGAUUACCUCGAACAAAUCUUCACAAAAGAAAAGCAAAUCAAUGUGGGUGUGUCGGCUAUUGUGUGCUUUUUACACGCGUGCAGACAUCAGAAUGAGAGCAAAUCACGCAAAUACCUUGCAAAGGUGCUUUGGCUUCUUACAUUUGAUGACGAAAAGAACAACCUUCCCUUAGCUGACGCUGUUGACAAGUAUGCAGUAGGAAUACCUGCUUUUCAAUGGCUGCCAUGGAUACCACAGCUCUUGACGUGUUUAGUUGGCUGUGAAGGCAAGAUUAUUCUGAACUUGCUGGUUCAGGUGGGCAGGGUGUACCCGCAGGCUGUUUAUUUCCCAAUCAGAACAUUGUACCUUACAUUGAAGAUAGAGCAGAGAGAGCGAUAUAAAAGUGGUGAGCUUUUGCUAUUAAAGGCUAAAGCAGCCAGCAAUGAUGGUGCAGCUACAUCAACUGAUGGCACCUCCUCCAAACCACCUGCCACCAUUGUGAAGACAGAACCGAACACAAAUGCAACAAAAGAUGUUGCCCAGCCCACCACUAAAUCAGCAGCAGAAGCUAAAACCACCACUGCUAGCAACAGUUCAUCCACUACUGGUAGCACAACAGCAGCACCUUCAGCAUCAGCAAGCUCAUCUAGCCAGGGUCCAAUACGUGCCACUGCCCCUAUGUGGCGCUGUAGCAAGAUCAUGCAGAUACAGAGAGACCUCCAUCCGACGCUGCUAUCCUCUCUUGAGGGAAUUGUAGAUCAGAUGGUUUGGUUCCGAGAAACAUGGUAUGAAGAAGUUUUACGCCAGUUGAAACAAGCAUUGGCUAAGUGUCAGGCAGUUGCAUUUGAGAACAGGGGAGCAGUUGCUGAGGCAAAAGUAACACCUCAUAUGCUCAGUUUUGUCAAGAAAUUAGUCAGUACUUUUGGCGUUGGAAUCGAGAAUGUGUCCAGUGUAGCAACCACUUUCUCCAGUGCUGCGUCAGAAUCUUUGGCACGUCGUGUCCAGGCCACUUCGCAGGAUCCAAUCUUCCAGCGACUGAAGAACCAGUUUACUCUGGAUUUUGACUUCUCUGUACCUGGGUCAACAAAACUCCACAACCUGAUACAUAAGCUGAAAAAAUGGAUUAAAACUCUAGAAGUCAAGUGCAAACUUCUACCAAAGUCAUUUCUCAUCGAAGAAAAAUGUCGCUUUUUAAGUAACUUCUCAUCAAGCACUGCUGAUGUGGACCUCCCCGGAGAGUUCCUGGUACCAAAACACAAUCAUUACUAUAUACGCAUUGCACGUUUCAUGCCAACUGUUCAGAUCGUCCAGAAACAUAAUACGUCAGCAAGAAGACUAUACAUACGAGGCAGCAAUGGAAAGAUUUACCCGUACUUAGUUGUUAACAAUGCGUGUCUUGGUGAGUCCCGCCGAGAGGAGCGUGUACUUCAGCUACUUCGCAUGUUGAAUCAUUUUCUAGCAAAGAGGAAGGCAACAGCUAAAAGGCAACUUCAAUUUACUGUCCCGCGAGUGGUUGCUGUGUCACCACAGAUGAGGCUAGUACAAGACAGUCCCACUUCCCUUUCAUUACUGGACAUCUACAAACAGAGAUGUAGCAAGCUGGAUGAGUACGAUACCCCGAUACUGCGAUAUUACGACAGGCUUCAGAUGGUACAGGCUAGAGGCUCGCAAGCUAGUCAUCAAGUGCUUCGUGACAUCCUGAAGGAAGUGCAAACCAACAUGGUCCCCAGGGGAAUGUUAAAGGAGUGGGCUGUCAGAACGUACCCUAAUGCAACCGACUAUUUUGCAUUUCGAAAGAUGUUCACUGGUCAGCUAGCUCUGUUGGGAUUGGCCGAAUUUGUUCUGCAUUUGACCCGGUUAAACCCCGACAUACUUCAAGUAGAGCAAGAUACCGGCCAACUGUCAGUCUUCUACUUCAGAUUCGAUAUAGAUGACACAACAGGUGAACUAGAUGCUAAUAGACCUGUGCCAUUUCGGCUGACACCAAACAUAGCUGAAUUCUUGACGUCGGUUGGAAUAAACGGCUUACUCUCUGCAUCAAUGAUAUCAAUUGCACGUUGUCUAGUACAGCCCAACUUCCAAUUGGUUGCACUGUUGCGUGCAAUACUGCGAGAUGAAAUGAUCGCUUGGGAUAAAAAGAAGCAAGAUGAUGCUUUGCCGGCAGGUUCCCAACCGAUGAACAUGAAAGGGGAAUUGCUGAAUUCAACUGUUAUGAGAGCAGUUAAUAUAAUCAUGACCAGGCUGCAAAACCUUGCUCAAUUUGAAGGAGGAGAGAGCAAAAUAAGCACGUUAGUAGCAGCCGCAAACAGUCCUGACAACCUAUGUAGGAUGGAUCCAGCCUGGCACCCAUGGCUUUAAGUAAGAGAGAGAUUAGCUCUAUAGUAACAUCAGCAAAUUACUCCCAACAACCUGAUGCAGAAAGGAAUCUAGCCUGGCACCCAUGGCUUUAAGUAAGAGAGAGAUUAGCUCUAUAGUAACAUCAGCAAAUUACUCCGACAACCUGAUGCAGAAAGGAAUCCAGCCUGGCAUUUAUGAGUUUAAGCAAGAGAGAGAUUAGCUCUAGAGAGAGAUUAGCUCUAUAGUAACAUCAGCAAAUUACUCCGACAACCUGAUGCAGAAUGGAUCCUGCCAGGCACCCAUGGGUUUAAGCGAGAGGAAAAGAUUAGCUCCUUAGUUGCAGUACCAAAUUAACCAGACAACCUAUUGCAGAAUGGAUCCAGUCUGGCACCUACAAGUUUAAACAAGAAAGAAAUAUCAGCUCCUUAGUUGCAGCAGCAGAUUAACCAGACAACCUAUGCAGAAUAAAUCCAGCCUGGCACCCCUGGUCUUUACCGGGAAAAAGAUUACUGUGGAGUUAAAUGUGUACGGAUACAUGAUAAGAUAUCCAUAGAUUUUUAUAACAUAUCUGCUUUCAAUGUACCUGAUUAACAAAUCUAUGGUUGGCCCAAAAACUUUAGAAUAUAUUUUACUGUUUGCAUAACAUGUGGUCAUCUAUUGAAGCAUCCAAUUUGGAUUAGCUGCUUAUUCUUAUUUAUUAUAACACUGUUUAAAAAAAAGAAAUUCAACAGUAUUCUAUUUAUAUUUGAUCUGGCCUAAUUUAUUUUUUAUAUGUGACUUGUUUAACACAAUAAACUUUAAUAGAAGCAGCAUUUUUCAACGUCCAUUAGUACUGAUUGUGCUUGAGUUCAGUUUGCGGUGCUAUUUAUUCUGACAAUAAAUGGUUGUUUAAUAAAUUUAACUAUUUUUGUAAAAAUCAUGUUCAAAAACCUGUGUUCACAAUUAGUUUGAAUAAAAUGUACAUUAAAUAUGUGGAUGAUGACACAUUUUAAGACAUAUUAAUGCAUCGGUACUUGAAGAAUUUAGCUCUUUGUUUUCAUAAUAAUCUCAUAUGAAUACAUCUGAAUUUCUAUGUUUUCAUUUGUAUAUCCUACAAUGGGGUUUCCCCUUUAAUAAGGAUGUUUACUGCGUGACUAAAUGGUACUUGAAGCUUCUAAGCCCAUAAUAGUUUAGUCGUGAUAUUGUGAUUGGUAAUUAAUUAGCUUUAAUCAUAUUCCACGUAGCAUGACUAAGGCAGUUUCUUAGCAAACUAGCGAUAGAUUCAACAUUGCCUGUGAUUACAUUUUUGUACAAAUUCAAGUUGGAUGUCUCAAUUGCCAAUUUCACUUUUUUCCAUAUGCUCUUAAUCGUUGAUAAUAUAAUGAUGUAUUUUUUAGUUGAUUAGAUAAUUAAUUAGCUUUAAUCAUAUUCCACACAGCAUGACUAAGGCAGUUUCUUAGCAAACUAGCGAUAGUUUCAACAUUGCCUGUGAUUACAUUUUUGUACAAAUUCAAGUUGGAUGUCUCAAUUGCCAAUUUCACUUUUUUCCAUAUGCUCUUAAUCGUUGAUAAUAUAAUGAUGUAUUUUUUAGAUGAUUAGAUAAUUAAUUAGCUUUAAUCAUAUUCCACGCUGCAUGACUAAGGCAGUUUCUUAGCAAACUUGCAAUAGUUUCAACAUUGUCUGUCAUUACCUUUUUGUAGAAAUACAAGUUGGAUGUCUCAAUUGCCAAUUUCACUUUUUUCCAUAUGCUCUUAAACAUUAAUAUAAUUAUGUAGUUUUUAGUUGAUUAGGUAAUUAAUUAGCCUUAAUCAUAUUCCACACCGCAUGACUAAGGUAGUUUCAUAGCAAACUUGCAGUAGUUUCAACAUUGUCUGUGAUUACCUUUUUGUACAAAUACGAGUUGCAUUUCUCAAUGCCAAUUUCACUUUUUUUUCCUAUGUGCUCUUAAUCAUUGUUAAUAUAAUGAUGUAUUUUUUAGAUGAUAGCUUAUGUGGUCCUUUCAAAUGAGCAAUUUAAAUUUGUAUUUCAAUUUUUUAUGUUUGUUUGUCCUUGAUUUGUGGGAGACAGUAUAUAUUUAAAGAAAUCUUAGCCCACUAUUUCCGGUACACCUACAUUCCAUGUACUUUGCCUUUAUUUUUCUGUGUUUUUUUAAAUCUUCUGUUUAAGGUCAAUCAUAAUAUGUUAAGAAAAAUAUCUAAACUUUUUUGCCUAGGGGCAAGAAUGAAAGUUAACAAAUACAGCAUGACAGAAUAGCAUUGAAGUAUCUGCAACAAACAUGAAUAUUUGUUUUAGAGCUAGUGAUAUUAGUCGAGGAUAUCUUUAAGUAAACACACAAAGUAUUGUACAGUAUUUAGAUUUAUUUUGCUCCUGAUUUUAAUGCGCUAGCUGUCGGUUGCGGUAACCGAUCCAAAGUUAUCGUACAUAUUUUGUCUUAGCAACUGUACCUAAAGGUCACUUAAUAUUAAGCCAUUUGCUUCUGUCUGUUUCUUCAUAAUUUCAUUACUCCUCUGGUGAGAUAAUAUGCUGCAGUAUCAGUGGCUUUGGUUUCAAGAUCCGCAUCUCUUUCAAAAUUAUGACAUGUAUUCGAAGACUCGGUGUCUGUUUGGUAUUUCUUACCUCCAGUGGGAAUUGACAUCAACUUCAUCUUCCUAGUAACUAACAAACUAACCGUUUAUCCUAGUGAAUUGUAUAUGUUAUUAUCAGUCCUUAUAGUGAUUAUAUAAUUAAAAAUAAUUGUUUUUGAAUUUUUGUUUCUAUGAUUAAUUGAUUCCAGUGAGUUUAAUUGUUUUUAUAUUCGUAAACUUUUGAAUCAGAGGUAUAGAGACAAGUUGUAAAGGUGAAUUUUAUCAAAAGACUUGUGGUCCUCAUCAUUAUUUUAGUACAGUAAUAAUGUCAAUUUUUUUUUUUUAUAUUAGACUUUAAAUAAUGAUAAAUUUUUUUUUGUUUUUUUUUCUAAGUCUACUUUUUUUUUGUGAAUAUGUUGUUCAUUACUACUUUUCUAAUGCUUUUACGUCGCACAAUUAGUGGGAUGGUUUCCUGUGUGAGUUUAAGAUGAUAGAGUAAUAUUAAAGUGUAAUGGUAAUGGGGACCUGUCAGACAUUGUAUUGAUCUCAGCAAAAGGGAUUUGUGAUUGAUCUCUCCCGUCGGAAGCGAACAACUUUUCUGUUCACAUAAUUCUACGCCAAAUAUGCACACAACCCAGGAAAUGAGAACUUUGUCUGAUAUAUUGUACAUUUUAUUAGGAACAUUAAAAUGUAAAAAAAAAACAGUUUGGUUUAUGCAUUCUCAUGAUUUUAAUAAAAGAUAAUGCACAAAA
Molecule: messenger RNA, 15229 nt
Organism: Anneissia japonica
Lineage: Eukaryota; Metazoa; Echinodermata; Crinoidea; Comatulida; Comatulidae
Product: transformation/transcription domain-associated protein-like
Exons: 73
Coding region: 193-11955 (3920 amino acids)
Biological process (GO): DNA repair; regulation of DNA-templated transcription
Cellular component (GO): NuA4 histone acetyltransferase complex; nucleus; SAGA complex
Molecular function (GO): protein binding; transcription coregulator activity
Source: RefSeq, a predicted model, not a curated record